Messenger RNA from Paramecium octaurelia, 1322 nucleotides. Lineage: Eukaryota; Ciliophora; Oligohymenophorea; Peniculida; Parameciidae. The record is from the annotation of a GenBank genome assembly.
GUAUAUUUCUUAUGAACUAUUUCCCUUGUCCCACUCAUAAUGGACACAUGCUUUCCAUCGUAUGUGCUGAUAAAUCAUGCAAUGAAACUGUAUUAAUUUGUCGUAAUUCUACUUCAUUAAACCAAAGCUCUGUGUGAACAUGCAGAUCAUCAGAAUCAUCAAACAUUGCCUCUCAAAAUCAUGUUGCAAUCAGUUGAGUCUGCAAAUAAUAACACCAGUGAAUAAAGUGCUUAUAGCAUCCUAGACGUGUCUCUCUUUCUAGAUAGAUCACAUAGUGAGUGUUUGCGAACUGUAUGCAUAUCUAAUUCUAAACAACUAGGUCCAAAAAUUCAACGAGUCCUUGGAGAAUACUUCAAAAUAGUUAAUGAAGAAGAUAGAUUCCUAUUACUUGGAUCUCAAAAAUCAACUUAAAGCUUUCGCAAAUUCAAAGAUCCCAAUACAUUAUCUUCUGGACUUAGUCAACAGCUACACCGAUUUCCCACAAUACAAAAAGAAUAUUCAGUACUCAAAUUCAUUAUAUAGAUAAAUUCUGGACUAAUUCGCAUUCAGCAAUGGAAUUGCUAGUAGGCAAAGUAUUGACUCUGCAAUUAUGAAUGCAUGCAAAACUCAAUUCGGAUAAUUGAAUGACUAAUUGAUAGAAUUGCAAAAUGAAUUUGAUGGGAAAGUGGACAAUUUGAGUAAUUUGUUUAAGGCACAACCCAUCGCUGCAGUUGAUUUAGUGCAAUCAAUUUCAUUUUAAUUUUCUCCUCAAUUUAAGGGUGCCAACAUAACAAUCUCAGGACAAAACUUGAUUGCUGAAUAAAAGACUUCUGAAUCCAAUGGACAGAGAUUUACUAUUUGCGAACCAUGCAUUCCUAAGAGUGGAGUCUACAAAUUCGGUUUCAAAGUUAUUAAAUAUGCUGGUUGGAUUGGAGUGGGUGUUUGUCAUAGAGAAGUGAUAGUAAGUGCUAAUUAUAAGUUCAACUAUACUAAUAUUGGUCAUGGGUAAUGUCAUGCUUCUAUUUUAGGUCCUAUCUCAUAUCGAACAAUUCAUACUCAUGGUCACACUUGUAGAAAGACUUGAAUUCUGCUCAUAAGUCGUUUGAUUUUGGAGUUGGAGACAUCAUCGUAAUAGAAGUUGAUAUCCCAAAAAAGAAAAUCACUUGGUAAAAGAAGAAAACCUAGAUUAAAUUUGUAAUAACUAACAUUUAAAUAGACAAUGAAUUUGGACACUAGUUAAGAUUUAUAUCCAUGUGCUAAUCUGUGUAGUCCUGGAGAUACUGUAGAAUUAAUAAACAAGAUUGAAGCUUGAUAUAUCUGUGUUAAUUUACAAUCAAUUAAGC